CAAAGACAGUAAAACAAAACCUUUCAAUUUUCUUAAAUUAGCAGUCUAAUGUGUUCUAAAGAGCAGCUCCACUCAGAUCUCAUCUGAGGGGUUGAAUUUCAUCACAAUAUAAAAUAGGCAAAUCCAUCACUUGCCUCUGCUCAGUGCUAUUGAAUUGAAAUGGAAGGGAAAUGAGAGGCUGUUCAUUUGUGCUCUUGGGCUCUGCCGCGUGCACCGCAGCUGCAUUUCAGACUCCGGGUGUCCUGCUGAAAAGGGUCAACAAGUGCUGAGGAGGCUACAAAGAGGCUGGGGCUGGCGUCACCUUCUGUUGCUAAGGCAUCUGAGUGACUAUUUUCUUUCACAACUCUGUGCUCUGAGCAUUAAGGAUGGAUUAUCCCAAAAUGGAUUAUUUUCUGGAUGUCGAGUCUGCUCAUAGACUCUUGGAUGUUGAGUCGGCUCAAAGAUUCUUCUACAGUCAAGGAGCUCAAGCUCGCCGGGCGACCCUGCUCCUGCCUCCCACGUUAAUGGCGGCAUCUUCCGAGGACGAUAUUGACCGGCGGCCCAUCCGGAGAGUCCGCUCCAAGAGCGACACGCCGUACCUCGCCGAGGCCAGGAUCUCCUUCAACCUCGGGGCAGCUGAGGAAGUGGAGAGGCUGGCAGCGAUGCGUUCCGACUCCCUCGUCCCAGGCACCCACACCCCACCCAUCCGGAGGAGAAGUAAGUUUGCCAACCUAGGGAGAAUUUUCAAGCCUUGGAAAUGGAGGAAGAAGAAAAGUGAAAAGUUCAAACAUACAUCUGCAGCCCUGGAGAGGAAAAUAUCAAUGAGGCAAAGCAGGGAGGAGCUGAUAAAGCGGGGAGUCUUGAAGGAAAUCUAUGACAAAGAUGGGGAUCUCUCCAUCUCCAAUGACGAUGACUCCUUGGAAAACGGGCCGUCCCUGAGCUCCAGCCAGCUGUCUCUGCCUGCCCUCUCCGAAAUGGAACCGGUCCCCAUGCCCAGGGAUCCCUGCUCGUACGAGGUGCUCCAGCCUUCAGACAUCAUGGAUGGGACAGUGUCUGAAGACAGUCCCUCUGCCAGUGACUCUGGACUCCUGCCCCAAGAUCCUUCCGCCAAACCAGUCCUGCUCCUGCCCCCCAAAAAACCUGCUGCUUUCUCUGGAGACCAUGAAGAGACCCCAGUGAAGCAGCUGCCCCUCCUCAAGCAGCCCCCCGCCCUGCUUCCCAAACCCACUGCCAGGAUUGCCAACCACUUAACAGAUCCUGGCGCCCCCGUGAAAUUGCCUUGCCUGCCAGUGAAACUGUCGCCUCCGCUACCUCCAAAGAAAGUCAUGAUCUGUAUGCCUGUCGGGGGGCCAGACCUCUCCCUGGCGUCCUACGCGGCCCAGAAGAGUGGACAGCAGGGCCACCACCACACGGUCCUGCCCUCCCAGAUCCAGCACCAGCUGCAGUACGGCAGCCUCGGCCAGCACCUCCCCGCCACCACCGGCUCCCUUCCCAUGCACCCAUCCAGCUGCAGGAUGAUAGAUGAGCUCAACAAGACGCUGGUCAUGACCAUGCAGAGGCUGGAAAGCUCUGAGCAGCGGGUCCCCUGCGCCACUUCCUACCACGGCUCUGCUUUGCACUCGGGUGAUGGGGUCACAAAAGCGGGACCUCUGGGCCUGCCGGAAAUAAGACAAGUGCCAACUGUUGUGAUUGAAUGUGAUGACAAUAAAGAAAACGUGCCUCAUGAGUCCGACUACGAAGACUCUUCUUGCCUCUACACAAGAGCAGAGGAAGAGGAGGAGGAAGAGGAUGAGGACGACGACAGCUCCUUGUAUACCAGCUCCCUGGCCAUGAAGGUGUGCAGGAAGGACUCCUUAGCCAUCAAACUCAGCAACCGGCCCUCCAAGAGAGAGCUGGAAGAGAAGAACAUCCUUCCCAGGCAGACGGACGAAGAGAGGCUGGAGCUGAGGCAGCAGAUUGGCACCAAGCUCACCAGGCGCCUGAGCCAGAGGCCGACCGCAGAGGAAUUGGAGCAGAGGAACAUUUUGAAACCUCGGAAUGAACAAGAGGAACAAGAGGAGAAAAGAGAGAUCAAGAGAAGGCUAACUCGGAAGCUCAGCCAAAGGCCCACAGUGGAAGAACUCCGGGAAAGGAAGAUCCUCAUUCGCUUCAGCGAUUAUGUGGAGGUGGCUGACGCCCAGGACUAUGACCGCAGGGCCGACAAGCCGUGGACCCGCCUCACUGCUGCCGACAAAGCUGCCAUUCGAAAGGAGCUCAAUGAAUUUAAAAGCACUGAAAUGGAAGUUCAUGAAUUGAGUAGACAUCUAACAAGGUUUCACCGACCUUAAGAGUUGAAUUCCUCUUGAGUGCUAUGUUGUCUUCAAAACAUAAAUUUAUAAGAACCAUAAGUGCUGGUAUUUAUUCACUCCCUCCCCCCAUUAUGAUGUAAAUCUUCCGAACUGCCUUUUUUUUUUUAAAGAAGAAAAAAGAAGAAGAAAAAUAAAAAGGAAACACAAACAGGAUUCUUUUUGUGCAAGCACGGUCGGUGGUCACGGCUCUGGGUCCGAGAGGCCGAACCCGCCAGCGGCUGGUGGGGCUGAGGGCAUCGCCCGGCUCUGGAAGACGGUCCGGCGCCCGAGCGUCCACUCACUUCUGGGCACCCAGCCUGCGGGUGCCGCCUUGCUCUUGGACUCCAGGGACCCUCAUCCUUGCCAGCGUCGGUCACCUGAGUCCAGAGGAAGCUGAGGCGGCGGCUUUGGCCUGGGGAUGACCAGGCAAAGCGAAGGAUGCGGCUGACCAUCUGGAUGGUGCCAACAACACGCGGGCCUGGGGCAGCCUCGGCACUGCAGCCCCCUGCGGAGGAAGCAGAUGUGCCCGGGGCCUUCCCUCUCCCUCCAGCCCUGCUCCACGCGAGGCCCUCGCUGGGUGGCUGGUCCUGUGUAUCCUGGCUGUGUGGCCGGCUGGCCCUGGACACCCGUCCGUCCCCCUCGCCCCCGGGCUGAGCAUCUCUGGGCCAGGAGGUGAAAGCCACCAGCUGCUGGGUGGAGGUGACCCACCCCCUCCAUGCCGAUCGACACCCGUGGCCAGAGGCUCCCUGACGGCCAACACCUGCGGCCGGCACAGGCCGGGCUGAGAGGCACUGCCUGGCCCUGGCUCAGUCUCUCGGGCCCUGCCACACGGCAUGAGGCCACCCGGCUUAGAAGUUCACAGGCGGCACCAGGCCGGACCGAUGCAUGCAGGCCAAAAACCAUGCGUAUCGGGCUGGCCGUCCGGUCCCCCGGGCCGGGCUCUGCCUCCUCCACCCCGAGGCCUCCUAGGGCCUCCUCUCCUUGUGCCGCAGAGGCCCCGGGCGGUGAUGUGUGCGGGACUCAACUCCCCCUGCCCGCACUGGACCUCCCCACCGUGAAAGGGAGUGUCCCCCCAUCUCAGGGCCCCCCGGAGAGCAGCCGCUGCCUCUGACAGAGCCCUCAGGCCUUUGUGGAGCCCCCCCAUGGCGGCCCUGAGUUUACCACCUUCUUCCUCGGGCCGGGCUCGCUCCCACCACCCAUGGGCAGGAUUUAGCCACGCAGCUGGGCCUCCGCAGGGGAGAGUUCCCUGGUCCUCCCCCCGAGUCACGUGGGGAGCACGGGACUAUUGGCUCUUAUUUCCCGUAGGCAUCAACGCCUCCCAGGGCCACUUGACUCCAGAAGUCGUGGGUCCUAGGGAGAGGGGGUGCGCGCUGUGGCCACUGGUUCCAGCCAUGCCCGCCGCCCCUCCCCCACCCCCCACACCUUGGGGGGGGGCUUCCCUGGAGCCUGCCCCGAGCCAGCCCCUUCCCUCAAUUCUGUUCUUGGUUCCGUUUUUGUUUUCCUGACCACGGCAGAGUGACUGCCUUGAGCAGAGGAGGCGCCUGCAGGGAGGAGAGUGGGGUGGGGAUUGGGUGCGGGCGCAAAUGCCAAAGCUCCUAAGAGGCUUACUGACGACUGAAUGUGCAAAUGGCAAGCGGCAGGGCGCCGACGUGGGGCAGGCCUGAGGUCCGAGGUCCAGCUGACUCGCAGCUCCCCGGCUCCAGGUCAUACCCUUAAGGGAAUGUUCUGGGGGAAUCAUCCGGGGGUCCCUGAGCUGCAGGGGUGCUGGGCCCUUCAGUUUCUGGGGAGAUGGCGCCCAAGCACCUUCCCACGCCCCCUCCCCCAGUAGCCUGGAUCUCUGAACACUCCCUCCCGCGCCCCCGGCCCCAGUGCCCUGGAAGCAUGGAAAGACUGGAACACGGCCCCAACUCUCUCCCAACAGGGCACCCCAACCCCAGCAAGCCCUGUGCCAGGAGUAGGGACGCGGCCCAGACGCUGCAGCCCACACACCGCCCCCCCCCCCCAGUGCUGACAGCCUCCGGGCUCGGCACCCGGGAACCACUGACAGGCCUCCGUGCUGUCUUCCCAUCUGGAACUACGGGGGUGCUCCUAGAAAUCGAUCCCAAUCUCCUUUUCCUGCCGCCUCUGUUCUGACAAGCGGAAAGUCAAAGUGUUAUCUCGCAAGAUGACCCCUGUGGCAUUCACGAGGGGAACGUAGCAGGGGAGGGCCAGGCGGGUUCCAGUGUGUUCUUGUCGUGGGGGAAAAAAAAAGAAAAAAAAGAAACUGGUUUGGAGUCAAGUUUAUUGGUGGGUAUAAACUCCCCAUUGGAGCCUUUUGUCAUCAGGGUUAGCGGGAGAGGGAAGGCGUGAGACCCGGUUCCCUCGGAGGGAGCCGGCUUACUCGCCGCCGCUCCCACUCUGGUGGGCAAACAGCCAUCAGCUUUUCUGCCCUCUCGCUCCCUCACUCUCUCUCUCUCUCUCAAAAUUGCUCCGUCCCUCGCCCCAAGGCCCUCCCAGCCUUGUAAAACUUUUUUUACAACUUUAGCCUUUAUGUCAGAGUAGAGAAACCAAACGACGUGAUGGUAGAUGUGAUGAAAACCUGAGUUUAUUUUUCUCCAGCUAACGAACGUGUAUUUCUAUUUGCCGAAUGAACAUCGUGACGUGUGCGUGCUUCCGUGAAUGGCCGUCCCGGCUCCUCCCUGCGCAGCUGGUGGCCGGGGGGCUGAGGAGGGGAAGGGGGCUCUCUGAGGAGACUUUUUUUGCCCAUCCAUCCCCACACCGGUUGCUUUUUUUUUUUUUCCCCAGUUGCUUCCUGGGCAUCUGUACAUAGUGUGUCUUUGUAUAGGAGCGCUUUCCCGUGUCCAGCUUAACAGAUGACAGCUGUGUGAGGAACACGAUGUACAUAGACCACAAAUCAAACUGGAACUCUAUGGCCUAGGUUGUUUUUUUUUUUUUUUUGUACAUACAGAAACUGCAUGGUAUUUAAAUUAUUGUUUGUCUUUGAUGAUGUAUGCAGUUUCUUUAAAAACAAACCAAAAAAAAAAAGUCAAAAAAAAAUCA
Messenger RNA from Sorex araneus (European shrew), 5345 nucleotides. RefSeq names its product phosphatase and actin regulator 1 (gene PHACTR1). The transcript has 16 exons. Lineage: Eukaryota; Metazoa; Chordata; Mammalia; Eulipotyphla; Soricidae. Gene Ontology annotation, molecular function: actin binding. Bases 366 to 2306 code for a protein of 646 amino acids. Gene Ontology annotation, biological process: cell motility; stress fiber assembly. The record is from RefSeq and is a predicted model, not a curated record.